AGACAUCUCCGGGUGCAAGUCGGCCAAACCACAGGGCAGAAAGUGACACCGCCUGGAUCUUCACUGAUUAGAAAUGUCAGGCUCCCCUCUCUCGGAAAACACGAGUGCCAUUUCAAAGAUUAUUGGAUGAAAGUCUCAUUUGCCCUUGGCUGCCAAAGAUGACGUUGCCAUGGAAACAGCUUCUACUGUUAUCAAUCAUCGACUGUCUGGCAGAUUGUCUGGACAGUGGCUCAUACCAUGGUCCAAGAUGGAGAAUGGAGCCAGGUGACUUGUUCAUUCCUGUAGACUCCAUAGAAGAAGAAGCUACUCUAACCUGUGAUGCAAAGGGAAUCCCACCUCCUCAGUACAGAUGGUCAUUGAAUGGGACUCUCAUAAAUCUGGGCCUGGAUCGCCGGCGGCGUCUGUCCGGGGGCAACCUCAUUAUAAGCAGUCUGGACCGCUACCAGGAUGUAGGGAUGUACCAGUGUAUGGCGUACAACACUGUAGGAGCCAUCCUCAGCAGGAGAGCGAGUCUGCAGUUUGCCUACUUAGAUCAUUUCAAAGUCCACACCAGAAGCGCGGUGUCAGUCCGAGAGGGACAAGGAGUGGUGUUGCUCUGCGGGACACCCACUUCCUCAGGAGACCUGACUUAUGCAUGGGUCUUCAAUGAGUACCCAUACUUUGUUCAACAAGACAACCGGCGUUUCGUCUCCCAGCAAACAGGAAACCUUUACAUUGCCAAGGUGGAGCCCUCUGACGUGGGUAACUACACCUGUGUCGUGAUGAACAGCAUCACAAAGGGCAAAGUUCACAGCUCGCCCACGUCCCUGAUCCUGCGGACAGAUGGAGUGAUGGGUGAAUACGAGCCGAAAAUAGAAGUUAAUUUCCCAGACAAUGUACCCGCCGCAAAAGGAUCAACAGUUACGCUGGAGUGUUUCGCCCUUGGGAACCCCGUGCCAGAGAUCACCUGGAAGAGGGCUAACGGCGUGCCCUUCCCCAGCAAAGUCAAAAUGAAGUACUCCAAUGCCGUGCUGGAGAUCCCCAGCUUCCAGCAGGACGAUACAGGAGGAUACGAGUGUGUGGCGGAGAACAGGAUGGGCAAGAACACAGCCACUGGUCGACUGGCCUUCUACGCCAAGCCUCAGUGGAUCCAGGCCGUGAAGGACACGGCCCUGGCCAUAGAGGAGAGGCUAUACUGGGAGUGCCGGGCCAAUGGGAAGCCCAAACCCUCCUACACGUGGCUGAAGAACGGCCAACAGCUUCUCUCAGGGGACAGAAUCCAUGUGGAGGAUGGAGUCCUGUCGGUGUCAGUGCUGACACUAUCUGACGCUGGCAUGUACCAGUGUGUGGCUGAGAAUAAACACGGCGUCAUAUAUUUUGCUGCUGAACUAAUGGUUUUAGCCUCUCCUCCAGACUUCACAGGGAACGUCCUCAGAGCUUUGCUCAAAGCCAAGGCAGGAACUACUGUGACGUUAGAGUGUAAACCCCAGGCCUAUCCCAUCGCCAGCAUUUUGUGGAAGAAAGGAAACCUGCCCAUCCACACCAAUGACAGGAUCACACUGUCCCCGGAUGGAACGCUGAGGCUUGCCAACGUGAGCAAGUCUGAUGCAGGCAGCUAUACGUGCUUCGCUCGGAAUAGAUUUGGCAUGUCGAGUACAACUGGAAGGCUCCUUGUUACCGAUCCAACCAGAAUCACCCAGGGACCGGUGGACAUGGAGAUCAUUGUGGGCGAGAGCAUCGUGCUACCCUGUCAGGUUGCCAGUGACCCCGUCCUAGACGUUUCUUUCUCCUGGGCCUUUAACGGACAGCUCAUCUCCAAGGGAGACGGUCACUUUGAGCUCGUGGGUGGGAGAACAGCAGGAGAUCUGAUGAUCAGGAACAUUCAGCUUUACCAUGCCGGCAAAUAUAUCUGUGUGGUGGACACGGACGUGGAGAGCUUGUCAGCCGUGGCUGUAUUGAUUGUGAAAGGUCCCCCCAGCCCUCCAGACUCUGUGACGGUGGAGGAGGUGACAGACAGUACAGCCCAGCUGGCCUGGAGCGCCGGCAGAGACAACGGCAGCCCCAUCACCAAUUACCUCAUCCAGACCAGGACUCCCUUCACUGUGGGCUGGCAGAGGGUUAACACAGUCCCUGAGAUAAUCGAUGGGAACACGCUGACAGCCACUGUGGUGGACCUCAAUGCCUGGGUGGAGUAUGAGUUCCGGGUUUUGGCCAGAAACAGUGUUGGGGUAGGAGAACCCAGCCCUGUGUCAGUCAAGACCAGGACAGAGGACGCAGUUCCUGAUGCAGCGCCAGGUGACGUGGGUGGAGGAGGCGGAAGCAGAUCUGAACUGGUCAUCACAUGGGAGCCUGUCCCCGAAGAACUACAGAAUGGUGAAAGCUUCGGUUACAUCAUUGCUUUCCGCGCCUUCGGAGAAGUUAGCUGGACUCACGUGGCCACCUCUGCCCCCGGCGCGUCGCGCUACGUGUACCGCAACGACAGCAUCGCGCCCUUCUCUCCGUUUCAUGUCAAGGUUGGCACUUACAACAGCAAGGGGCAGGGUCCCUUCAGCCCCGUGGUCACCAUCUACUCUGCAGAGAUAGAGCCAAGUGGGAUGCCAGCGGGAGUCUGGGCCAGAAGUGUCUCAGCCUCUGAGAUUGAGGUGAAUUGGCAGGCUCUCUCCUUCACCCCUGAAAGGGUUCUGGGCUAUGAGGUGGUUUACUGGGAGGAUGACACUAAACCAGAGACCAUGGGGAAGGUUAGGGUGCCUUGGAACCAGACCUCGGUCACAGUGAGCGGCUUGGCAGGAAACACGCAGUAUUUCCUAACGGUCAGCGCUUUCAACACAGCGGGCACCGGCCCCUUCCUCCCCGCAAUCAACGUCACCACAAAAAAGCCACCACCGGCCCAGCCGCCGCUGAAUGUCGAAUGGACCCUAAUUGGCUCACAGCUGUCGCUUUACUGGGAACCUGUGGUGGCGAUGGAUUCAGAGUCAGAAGUUACAGGUUACCAACUGUCAUACAGGAGACAGAGACACAAAGAGGUAAACACGCUCACGACAGCCAAUUCAACAGCGGAGCUGACCCUCGCCGAGGAGGAGGACGACUACAUCAUCCAAAUUCAGACGCUGAGUGAAGGAGGGCUGGGCCCGGCCUCGGAUCCCAUACGCAUCCACCAACUGAGUAUGAGUGUCCGCGGCUCGAGAGCCAGGAGUUUGGACAUCUUCCCCCUCUCCCUGCUCCUCGCCAUCGCAAUAUCAACAUUCAGGUCAACUUCGUGACACAAUGACAAACUCUGCUCUGUUUUUCAAACUUCUUAUUGGUUCUUUUUUCUUAAAUUCGUGAAAAUUGCUGAGUUUUUCACAUUUUUGGAGGUGA
This is a messenger RNA of Chelmon rostratus (copperband butterflyfish), 3336 nucleotides long. RefSeq names its product contactin 3a, tandem duplicate 2 (gene cntn3a.2). The record is from RefSeq and is a predicted model, not a curated record. Lineage: Eukaryota; Metazoa; Chordata; Actinopteri; Chaetodontiformes; Chaetodontidae. The transcript is spliced from 23 exons. The coding region runs from base 159 to 3239 and encodes 1026 amino acids. Gene Ontology annotation, biological process: cell-cell adhesion. Gene Ontology annotation, molecular function: protein binding.